This is a messenger RNA of Fraxinus pennsylvanica, 1848 nucleotides long. The record is from the annotation of a GenBank genome assembly. NCBI's taxonomy places the organism in Eukaryota, Viridiplantae, Streptophyta, Magnoliopsida, Lamiales, Oleaceae.
AUGGUGGCUGAAACUUGGAUAUUAAAGAUGGGAAAUCAAAUGAAUGGCAGUUUAAAGCAUGCUUCGCUUCUUGAUAAUUCAAAAAAGUCAUCAUCCAAGAAACAAGGUCAGCAAGAAAAACAAGUUAUUGGAAUUCUUUCAUUUGAAGUUGCUAAUGUGAUGUCCAAGAUUAUUCACUUGCAUAAAUCCUUGACUGACGUUGAGAUUGUUAAGCUUAAAAAUGAGAUCUUGAAGUCUGAGGGAAUAAAAGCCCUUGUGACUAAUGAUGAAUCAAUGCUUUUAGAGAUAGCCCUUGUUGAAAAACUAGAUGAUUUGAAUAGGGUUGCUAGUGUUGUGUCUAGGUUAGGGAAGAAAUGUACAAUUCCAGUUUUGCAAGGAUUUGAGCAUGUGUAUUUGGACCUUGUUUCUGGGUUGAUUGAGGUGAAAGAGUUGGGAUUCUUGGUGAAGGAUAUGGAAAGUAUGAUGAGGAAAAUGGAGAGGUUUGUCAAUUCCACAGCUAGUUUGUAUAGCGAAAUUGAGGUCAUGAAUGAGCUAGAGGUGGCCACCAAGAAGUUUCAGCAAAACCAGCAUGAGGAGAGUAGGAAGGCUUUCGAACAGAAAUUGAUGUGGCAGAAACAAGAUGUGAGACAUUUGAAGGAUGUUUCGCUUUGGAACCGAACAUAUGAUAAGGUUGUUGAGCUGCUGGCAAGGACUGUGUGUACGGUCUAUGCACGGAUAUGUAUAACAUUUGGGGAUGGCAUUUCAAAAAAGGACAUUUUGAAUGCUUCGGUUUCCAGGUCACAGGUUAAUUUUAGUGGAAGUUUGCAGCAAUUGAAGCAAGAAUCUGGACAUAAAUCCAAUCAAUUGGAUUUAAACCUAGCAGUUCAAACAAAUGCUAGUUCAACAAAGUCAUUUUCAGCCAAGAGUAGUGGUUAUGGUCAUUCAGUUCCCAUUGAGAAAGUGCAGUCAGAGGAGAAGACGUUAAAUUUUAGGCCUCAGGUUGAGUUGCACAAAAGUGUUUGUGGCUUGUUUGAUCCUGAGGCUUUCAAUUUUAAAUGUGCUAUGGUGUCCGGGAGGAUGUUUAUGGAAUGUUUAAGUUUGAGCAACUCGACUUUGAAAGUGGACGAUGAUGAUUAUGUUAGUCAUGAUGAUCGAAGCAGUCAAAUUUCAGGACGCUGCAGUGUUUCAAGUGGUGUGAAGAGAGAACAACUCAAUCUUUCUGGUUAUUCCAUUCGUUCCCUGAACAGUGAUCCUUUCGGUGAUAACCAGAGGCCGUGUAAGUCUGGUUCAGUAAAUGUUGUGAGGUUUGGACCUAAAAGUAGUUUGAUGGUGUAUGCUCCUCCUAGCACUGUUGGAGGCUCUGCUUUAGCCCUGCAUUAUGCAAAUGUUAUAAUUGUCAUAGAGAAACUGCUACGUUACCCACAUCUAGUUGGCGAAGAAGCUAGAGAUGAUUUAUAUCAGAUGCUGCCAGCAAGCCUACGAAAGAUUCUGAAGAUUAAAUUGAAGUCUUAUAUAAAAGACCUGGCAAUUUAUGAUGCGCCACUAGCCCAUGAUUGGAAGGAGAGGCUUAAUGAAAUGCUUAAAUGGCUAGCCCCACUAGCACAUAACAUGAUCAGGUGGCAAAGCGAGCGUAAUUUUGAGCAGCAUCAAAUUGUCACAAGAACAAAUGUUCUUUUGAUCCAGACAUUAUAUUUCGCUGAUCGUGAAAAGAUGGAGGCAGCCAUCUGUGAGAUACUUGUUGGUUUAAAUUAUAUAUGUCGUUAUGAGAAUCAACAAAAUGCGCUCUUGGACUGUGCGAGUAGCUUUGAUUUUGAGGACUGCAUGGAGUGGCAAUUGCAACUUGGCUCUUCAGUUCAUCAUCAAUUUUAA